UCCGCGCGGUCACAUGGGCCCGUUUUCUGCCGCGUGCGGGCGCGACGGCCCCCGAACAUCACGUCAGCAGCCUGCCUGCUGCGCGCGCAGAGAGAGCGAGAGAGAGAUAGAGAGAGAGGGGAGGGAGAGAGAGAGAGAGAGAGAGAGAGCGAGCGAGAGAAAGAUUCCAGCAAAUGACAGAUUCCUCAUGAGGCGGAAAGACAUCACUGUAGUUAAAGUGCAGACAGAGCUUACACAUAGAAUAAUGGAAACACUAUAGAGACAACCUGUCUUCUUCUUUGGUGGUUUUAAGUCCUCCUGAGGAACUUUGUAGUUUGUGAUGAUGGCUGCUGAGCAGAAAACAUCCUGGAUUGUCUAAAAAACGCUCUCCUGCUGACACCGAUGGAGCUGAGGAUGAUGACAACUACCAUGGACAACAACAACAACAACAACAACAAUAGCAACACAGGAGGUGUGAUCUCCUACGUGGGUUCCUGCGGCGGCUCUCCGCCCCGGACCAGUCCAGUCUCCAUGUACAGCGAGAACUCAAACUCCCAGCCCUGCUUCACCACCUCUUCCUCCUCUUUGACUCCCUCCUUCCUCAGCAGUGGCUCCAGUUCAGGCUCUGCAGGAGACGAUGGCUCCUCCUCCGCCUCCUCUUCGGCAGGAGGCUCACCUCGAGGCCGAGACGACGGCGGAUCUCUGAGGGCGUCACCCAGCAAGUCUGUGGCCAGUCUGAAGCUGAACGGCUUGGUGUUGCUGUGUAAGGUCUGUGGGGAUGUGGCCUCAGGUUUCCAUUAUGGAGUUCAUGCUUGUGAAGGAUGCAAGGGUUUCUUCCGCCGCAGCAUCCAGCAGAACAUUCAGUAUAAGAAAUGUGUGAAGAACGAGGGCUGCACCAUCAUGAGGAUCAACAGGAACCGCUGCCAGCAGUGCCGCUUUAAGAAGUGCCUGUCUGUGGGCAUGAGCCGUGAUGCGGUUCGUUUCGGCCGGAUCCCGAAGCGUGAGAAGCAGAGGAUGUUGGCUGAGAUGCAGAGUGCCAUGAACAACAUGGUGAACAACCAGCUGCAGAACGACUUCCAGCUCGCCAGCCUCUCCUCCUCUUCUUCUUCCUCCUCCUCUUCCUCCUCCUCUCCUUGCCCAGGGGUAACAAUUGCCCCCCAGCCUCAGCCCUCGGCCCUGCUUCUGGCUCCUUCCUCACCUUCCCCUCCCGCCCCAGCCACCUCCUCCUCGCCCCCUCCUCUUCCUCCUCCUCCUUCUUUCCCUUCCCUCGCCUGUCAGAGCCCCUCCCCCUCCUCCUCACCGCCCCCCAGCCCCGGGAUGGACACCACCAUCAGCGCUAUUGCACGAGCCCACCGUGAGACCUUCCUCUACGCUCACGACAAACUGACCAAUCCACAUGCGCCACCUCAGCAACAGAAUAACCACGCCCAUCAAGGCAAUGGGGAGGCGGAGCACUGGGGGCCCAACAGGUGCCCCAAUGGCUACCAUGCCAAUGGCCUUAACACCAUCUACCACCAUAACAACAACAUGGGAACAGGGCGCUACCUGCAGGACAACAGCAAGAACGUCACGCAUCAUCAGCACGGCAAUGGGAAGAGGGGUCUGCAUAACAGUAAUCUGAUUGGAGGAGAAGGCCUCAAUGAUCAUGUGACCCAGGGGCAGAACUGUCCGAUGAAGAACGGCAAGGGGAUUGUUUUGGCCUGUCCCAUGAACAUGCAGCCUCACGCAGACCCCUCAAAGACCCCCCAGGAGAUCUGGCAGGACUUCUCCCUCUCCUUCACCCCUGCUGUCAAGGAGGUGGUAGAGUUCGCCAAGCAUAUCCCAGGAUUCAGUUCUCUGUCCCAGAACGACCAGGUCACUCUGCUCAAGGCGGGGACCUUUGAGGUGCUGAUGGUACGCUUCGCUUCCCUGUUCAAUGUGAAAGAGCAAACUGUGACUUUUAUCUCGGGCGCCACCUACAGCCUGGAGGAGCUGCAUGCGAUGGGGAUGAACGAGCUGCUGGGAGUCAUGCUUGACUUCAGCCAGAAACUGGCUGCACUGGAGCUGAGCGCCCAGGAGCUGGGACUGUUCACCGCAGUGGUGCUGGUAUCUGCAGACCGCUCAGGUAUCGAGAAUGCGGCAUCAGUGGAGCAGCUUCAGGACAACCUGAUCAGAGCACUGCGGUCGCUGAUCAGCAAAUCGACUGUUCUCCCCGGCAACAACCACAACAACAUGGACUCGCCACGUUUCACCAAACUGCUCCUGAAGCUUCCCGACCUGCGGACGCUCAACAGAAUGCACUCUGAGAAGCUGCUGUCCUUCCGUAUCGUGGCCUGAUGAGCUCACAGUGAUGUCCCAGGUUAACUCUCAGAUCAGCAUGACUACCCGUGGUUGCUGAUAGUAAUAACAACUUUAUCAUAUGGUGCUCUUGGUGACAUCACGCUGUCACAUUGUCAGGACUGCAAAGUGAUGAUGAUGUCAUCGUUACAACUGUUCAGCACAUGGCUCACCGCCAAAAUAAGAGUCUGUCGCUUGCAGGGUGGCAUCCCGACACGUUGUGGUCGGCCAAGUUUAAGGAACAGUCUGACAUUUUAAGAACGCUCAUUUGCUGAAAGACAAAUUUCUGUUCAAGAUAAAGACAUUUAACCCGUAAGCAUCGUCUGAAGAGGGCGGGGAAUCACAGAAUUGUCACAAAGUCAGACUCUUCCAGUUUGAACAUCAUCAGGAGGAAAUAUCCAGAACUUCCUGGCACCACAGACAAACGCUGGAGCUUCACUUUACACCAACACCAGCCAGUCAAACAAAGGAACGGCAGUGACCGACGGCGCCACUGACCAAUGAGACUGAGAAAGAGAGGCGAUGUGUUUAUGUGCAUUCAGAAAGUCGGAUGUUACAGCGUGCUGCUGUGAGCGUCUCUAACAAACAUUAUGCAGCAGAUUUUCUGUAUAAAAACUGUAAAUAUCCAAAUAUGCUUGAAACCGUGUUAAACACACAAAGAUAUAUUAUACAUCUAUAUUUUUUUGUUUCUAUGAGUACAUGCCUGUGCAAAUAUUAUGACUGUAUGAAUAUGUGAGGAGCACAGACUCUACCUACAAUGUUUGAAAUGUGUCUGAUGAAAUCAAGAUAUUCUGAUGUUUGUAUUUUAAUCUGUGUUUCAUGUUGUAAAGGCAUUAGUUACUGUAUAUACAAAUACAUAAAUACAAAUCU
Messenger RNA from Notolabrus celidotus (New Zealand spotty), 3165 nucleotides. RefSeq names its product nuclear receptor subfamily 1, group d, member 1 (gene nr1d1). Gene Ontology annotation, biological process: cell differentiation; hormone-mediated signaling pathway; positive regulation of transcription by RNA polymerase II. The transcript has 8 exons. The record is from RefSeq and is a predicted model, not a curated record. NCBI's taxonomy places the organism in Eukaryota, Metazoa, Chordata, Actinopteri, Labriformes, Labridae. Gene Ontology annotation, molecular function: RNA polymerase II cis-regulatory region sequence-specific DNA binding; nuclear receptor activity; zinc ion binding. The coding region runs from base 382 to 2295 and encodes 637 amino acids.